ACAUACUACGCAACAUAGGAAGGCACCAUGCUAAAUGUGAUUUGAUGCCUAGGUGAAUUGCGGCUUUAGGGUUAUUGCAUUGCAUCGCAUCAAAAACCUGACGUCUGUGUGAGAACAUGAAAUAUAAAGCAAAGGAGCUGACUAACAUAACAUACAUUUCUGAUUUGUUGUUAGUGUGUAUUAGCCACUGUGGACUUUAAACACGUGAACUGUGAUGCCCUUCAGGAGUUUUACACAACUGAACCGCCUAUAAGGCUAUUGUCACCAACAAGGCAAGUGGUGUCAUAGAUUGAGACAUACAACCUUAACUCAGGAUGCAUCCGGAUCUGUCGCCCCAUCUGCAUACUGAUGAGUGCAAUCAGCUUAUAACACUUCUCAAACAGUGCCACAAAGAGCAUAACGUCCUCAAGUUCUUUGGAACAUGUAAUGAUAUGGACCGUGCAAUGCGUGAAUGUCUCAGGAAAGAGUAUCAAACAAAAAGGGAGCGCAGCAAAGCCCAUGCAGAAGAAAUGAGACGACGUUUAAAGGAGCAACCAAAAGAACAUCCAUAAGAUCAAGACCUGCACCCUUGAAGCACAGACCCUUGCACCCUUGAAGCACAGACAUUACCUAGCUUCUGGGCUUUGUAGGUGACUCUUUAAACCUGGAGUACAUUUCCUUGAGGACAUGCUGAUUAAUUUAUUAUGAACAUUGCAGUAAAUAAAGAAGCUGAGUGAGUUGCCACUAGAUGCAACACAAGUUUAUUUAAUGGUGUUGAAUUGCAGUUGGUUGGGUUUGAGCUGAAGUUCACAGCUCCUAUUUAAAAUUUAAACUGUUUGUUCCCAGGUGAGGCCUACUGAUCUGAAAGAAAAAUGAUGUCAAAUUGUGAAAUUAAAUAAAAAUCUAUUUGAAUUAAAUGUAUACAGAAAAGUAAUCAUCUCAAGUAAACAUUUCAAAGAUGAUCCAGAGAAAUGCAAUGCACCUGAGCAUGAAAUGUCACGGUAAUUGGUAUAAAUGCUUAUGACAAUGUGAUGUACAUUUGUUUUUAAAAACCUAAAUUAGUUUAAGUUGAAAUCUUCUAGACACCAAAUUGGAGUUGUUGGUCUGAUAAGCUGCAGUUGUAAUUUAUUCUAAAGAACAGCCUCAAAUAUAUAUGUGUGUAUAUAUCAGUCUAUGGCAUAUACAUAUGCUGAUACUAAUUUGAAUCAGGUGUAUUACAUUAUGUAACCUGGCAGGUUUAAAUAAAAAAAAUAAAAGACUUACUUACUUA
This is a messenger RNA of Danio rerio (zebrafish), 1249 nucleotides long. It is a transcript of the gene cmc2, whose product is annotated as C-x(9)-C motif containing 2. NCBI's taxonomy places the organism in Eukaryota, Metazoa, Chordata, Actinopteri, Cypriniformes, Danionidae. The record is from RefSeq and is marked validated. Gene Ontology annotation, cellular component: mitochondrion.